GCGGGUCGUGGAAGCGUCGCUCUUCCUUUGUUAUCUUUUUGUUUUUCGGUUCGCAUUAUCGCGCUUUCCCGACUUGCAGACAGUUGACAUCAGGGAGCGAAGGCGUCAGGACGCCACGUUUGCCGAAGCAAGGCAGCUGGCUCGAUACCGGGUGCACGUCGCAAGCGGCCGUGAUUUGGGAAUGCGUGGCAUUCUUCGGCGAACCGAUCGUGCGAAGAAAGAUCUCGCAUGUAGUGCACGAGGGCCCAAUUUGUUCUUCAACCAAGAACUACGCCCUGUGGAUUUUCCUGAUGGCUGCACAAGAACUCUCGGCCCGUUUGACCUCCGGCCGAAUAAGAAGAUGACUGCCUGCCGUCAGCUAUAGAAGCUGUUUCCUACCUCGAAGAUCUGCACGCGGGCUACUUAUAAAGACAUGGAAGGAAGCCAGGAGCGUCAGCAGCAACGACAGUCUCAACAGCAGCACGAGCGGAAAGAGCGGCCGCCGCCGGCUGAACCUGACGAUCCGCGAUCCUGGCUGGUGGCUGUCGCCUGCGGGUGGAACCUGCUCUGGAUUAGUCUCUUUCGUAGCUCCACGGGAGUCAUCUACGUGGCCCUAAUCCACGCGUUCGGCGCCACACGCGAACAAAGCAGCUGGGUGCUCAGUGUGGGCACCAGCAUCGCCUGGCUGAUCGGUCCUCUCGUCGGCUUCCUCACGAAGCAUGUACCGCUGAUGGCGUUGUCUUUCACGGGAAGCCUCGUGACGGCCGUGAGCGCCAUAGGCUGCGCCUUCGCCAGGGACCUGACGGCCGUCUUCCUGCUGCUUGGAAUCUCCAGCGGUAUCGGCAACGGCUUCGGGAUUUCUACCAACGACGUGAUCAUGGGCAAGUACUUCAAGCGAUACCGAGGCUCGGGCAACGCUAUCUACUACACGGGCGGCACAUUGGCCGGGUUCGCAUUCCCACAGAUCGUGCACCUCCUGCUGCAAGAGUACGGCUUCAUGGGCGCCUUCCUCAUCGCGGGUGGCCUUAUGCUCAACGCCCUGUCAGUGUGCAUCAUCUUCAAGACGCCACCAUGGGAGGCCUCGAAAUCCACUCCCCCCAAGAUCUCGCCCGUGACAGCUGCAGCUAACACAUCCGGCGACGGAGAGCAGCGGCGAGGAUCGGCAGCGAAUCUGGAGCGUCCGGCACGAGUGUGCACGACUAAUGGUACCUACAAGGCCGUCAUCGAAGCCGACACGUCCGCCAACGCCGAACACAACGGCACCAAGUCCAAGGACGUGCGAUUGAAACCUUCGCUUAAUAGCACGUCGAUUUUGCAAAGCUGCGAGGAUUUCGCCUCUUACGGGAACGGGUCUCUACCCGACAACCAAGCGGGCAUCGUCGGCGUAUCUGCCCGCGAAAUCUCCGACAGACGUGCUCCAGCGGUCGCAAAUGGCAAGACAACCACGGGUGAGUUUCCUCCCUGUCCUAAACCCAUACAGUUCGGGCGCAUUUCCUUUGGUUUCCUCAAGAGAAAACAAAGCGGCGACGGCAACACUCCUUCGUACUCGCGCUGGGACGGCGCCUACAAGAUUCAAAAUGGUGGAGUUGGUAGCACUGGCAACAAUAGCGCCGUCGCACCACCGUGGUCUGUGUCCGAGACGGAAGUCAUCAGCUCCAACAGAUGUCCCGAAGCCGUCGCCGUCGACGCCAUGGUCAAAGGAUUCUGUCGCCAGACGUCGGCCCGUCCAGACGCUCUGGAGACAAGCGGCGAUGGCGGGGGCUCGUCGUACUGGAGCUUCCUUCGGGCGCCCGUCUUCUACAUGGUGGCCGUGACGUACGCCUUCUCGGUUUACACGCAGCUGGUUCUGAUGAUCCUCGUCGACUUCGCUGUCGACAAGGGCUUCACGCGCCGCGACGGUGCAGUGUUUCUCUCUGUGUCCUCCAUCGGUGACGCCUGCGCCCGUAUCGUGGCUGGCGCGCUGUCGGACCGAGCCUUCUGCGACCGGCGCGUGCUGAUGAGCGCCAGCGCGAUUCUCACGGGCGCGCUGUGCGUCGCGAUGCCCACCAUGCGACCCGACCGCUACGCGGUGACGGCGCUCAUGUGCGCACUGUUCGGCUGGAGCUACGGAAUUGUGGCCGUGCUGUUCGUGCCCGUGCUCGCCGACCAGCUGGGAGUGGAAAACUUGGGACUUUCGUCGGGCGUCACCAGGUUCGGGAUGGGCCUCGCCUACAUGGCAUGCCCAAGGAUAACCGGUUACUACAAGGACGAAAUCGGGUCAUACGAAGGCCUACUCUACAUGAUCAGCAUUGGCUCUUUCUUGGUGUGCCUAAUGUGGACAACGGACAUCAUUUACAGACAUUUCAAAAGAUGUCGGAUGAAUAGUGCAUCUUGACGUAGCAUGCUUCACGUGUGCAUGCUUGACGUGAUAAUACGAUAGACAUUUGCUGAUCACAUAGCAUUUGCUGUGGAGACGGUGGACUGUGGCUUGAGCAUUGGAGACAGUGGAUUGUGCCUUGAGGACUCCGACCUUUCUUGCGUACAAUGCAAAAUGUCAGUGCAGGAUCCUCCUAAGAUGUCCUUUUUUAAAUAAAUGUUUAAGAAAAAAAGAGAGCGCUGGUGCUUCAAUAAAUCACCAGCUUCCUGUACGUGAUUCCUUGCUUUUUCUCAUGCGGCAUGUGGCUGUACACCCUUUGCAAUUUCAAAGCUGGCUUUGCAAACAACCAUUACACGAAGCCAUGUUUAGUUAAAUAUCCACGAAUUUCAGGAAGCCAGACAGGUUUAUGCCAUGAUGAACAAAAGAAAGAGCGAUAACGCAUAUGACAGGCACGUGAAAGCAACCAUAAAGACAUUAUGCAAUUUGCAAUUCCACUUAUACUACCAAUACAAAACACAAGCCUGUAAAAUCAUCACCAACAUUUUCGGACAUUAAAGUGGCACCACUUCUACUCCAUAGUAGACCCAUGCAUCGGCUGUCUGUAUGAAGUCAUUAAAAAAUAUUUAAUAGUAAACGUUUUCAAAUAAAAGGGCGGCUCUUUCCGAUACAUGCCGUCAGUUGUGGUGACCAUGACAUGACCUGUGGUACGUGGUAGUCAGUUAUUAAGAAAAAUCUAUUCACUUUCAAGCUUAUAUUUUUAGUGGGGUCAUCGUAAUUAGGAAAUUACAUACCGUAUAAACUUUUGAGUUCAAAAGAAUGCUAUUACCUACGGAACUGUG
Molecule: messenger RNA, 3174 nt
Organism: Dermacentor andersoni
Lineage: Eukaryota; Metazoa; Arthropoda; Arachnida; Ixodida; Ixodidae
Biological process (GO): transmembrane transport
Molecular function (GO): monocarboxylic acid transmembrane transporter activity
Source: RefSeq, a predicted model, not a curated record